Messenger RNA from Vicia faba (fava bean), 1080 nucleotides. The record is from the annotation of a GenBank genome assembly. Lineage: Eukaryota; Viridiplantae; Streptophyta; Magnoliopsida; Fabales; Fabaceae.
AUGGAAGAGAGCGAGCUUCCGUUGUCGAAGCUUGUGGAUGAGAUUUAUGGGAGGGUGAAUAUUGAGGUGGCAAAUUGGAGAGUUAUGUUGGCAGAAGGUUUUAACUUUGUGUUGGUGAAGAGUAGUGUGUUGUUUGUAGGUGAAGAGUAUUGUGUUGUUUGUUGGGCAGAGGAUGAUGUAUUGGCAAUGUAUUGUGUUUUGGGUGAUGUUGUAGCUGCACGGUACGUGUUUGAUGAAAUUCCUAGCUUAAGUGCAUUUUCUUGGAGUGUGAUGAUUUCUGGAUAUGCAAAAGUGGGUGAUGUUGAUUCAGCUAGGUUGUUCUUUGAUGAAGCACCUGAGAAAGAUAAAGGUAUAUGGGGUGCUAUGAUUUCUGGUUAUGUACAAAACAGUUGCUUUAAAGAAAGUCUUUAUUUGUUUCGAUUGAUGCAGCUUACGGAUAUAGUACCUGAUGAAUCUAUAUUUUUGAGCAUUCUUUCUGCCUGUGCUCAUCUUGGAGCUUCAGAUAUUGGUGUGUGGAUUCAUCGACAUUUGAAACAAUCGAAGCUUGUUCCGUUCAGUGUUCCUUUAAUUACUAGUUUAUUAGACAUGUAUGCUAAAUGUGGGGAUUUGGAAACGGCAAAAAGAUUAUUCAAAUCAAUGCAAGAGAGAGACAUUGUAUGUUGGAAUGCUAUGAUUUCUAGUUUGGCAAUGCAUGGAGAUGGGAAAGGUGCACUCCAACUGUUUUAUGAUAUGGAAAAAGUUGGGAUGAAACCUGAUGAUAUAACAUUUAUUGCUGUUUUUACUGCUUGUAGUUACUCAGGAAUGGCACAUGGAGGUUUGAAGUUGUUGGAUAGAAUGCUAAGUGUUCACAACAUUGAGCCAAAAAGUGAACAUUAUGGUUGUUUAGUUGAUUUACUUAGUAGAGCAGGGCUUUUUGAAGAAGCAAUGGUUAUAAUAAGAAAAAUUACCAAAUCUUUGAAUGGCUCUGAAGUGACAUUGGCUUGGAGAGCAUUCCUGAGUGCAUGUUGUAACCAUGGAGAAACUCAACUAGCUGAACUUGCUGCUGAAAUUGCGGUUAAAAUUUUUGCCCAAGCUCCCUAA